AUGGAAACAGAAGGGAUUUGGAGGGUGAGGCAUCUGUUGAUGACUGUAUUUCUUCACACCUUUGCUACAAUGAUGGUGGUUCCAGCCAUCACCGAUGUCACGAUGUCGGCCCUGUGUCCCGGCGAAGACGAGUGCUCCGUCGCCAUUUACUUCACCGGGGUUCACCAAGCCGUGACGGGGAUGGGGACGUUGGUGACGAUGCCGUUGAUCGGAAAUCUGUCGGACAAGCUGGGGAGGAAGGGUGUACUCACAAUUCCCAUGAUUCUCACCGUAAUUCCCCUGGGGAUAUUGGGGUAUGGGAGAUCCAGACGGUAUUUCUAUGUUUAUUUUGUGUUCAAGACUCUAACUAGCAUCUUGUGUGAAGGAACCGUUAAUUGCUUGGCUCUAGCUUAUGCUGCCGACAAUGUACCGGAACGGCAGCGAGCUUCUGCCUUUGGAAUUCUAUCGGCGAUUGGAUCUUCCGCUUUCGUCUGCGGGACUCUCUGUGCUCGUUUUCUCUCCAUUCCAUCCACUUUUCAGGUAGCGGCUUCCACGGCGGCUGCGGCGGCAGUAUAUAUGAGGGUUUUCCUUACGGAUUCCGUCGCCGAUUGCAAUCUUUCUCCUCCCUUACUUUCCAAGGAGAAUAUUGAAACUGUUUCUUCCGAUCGAGUUUCGCCCGAAAAAGAAGAACUACUCACCACCUUGCCCUCAGUGCUGGACCUUUUUGCCCUGUUGAAGACUAGCUUGACAUUUUCACAAGCGGCCAUUGUUGCAUUUUUCAGCAAUCUCGCUGAUGUUGGCCUUCAUGCUUCGAUGAUGUACUAUUUAAAAGCCAGAUUUCACUUUAACAAGGAUAAGUUUGCUGAUUUGAUGGUGAUCUCUGGGUCUGCUUCAACUAUUUCACAGCUACUUUUGAUGCCCAUCUUGGUUCCUGCUCUAGGAGAGGAGAGACUGCUCUCUGUUGGGCUCUUUUUCAACUGCAUUCAUAUGCUUCUUUACAGCUUUGCUUGGGCUGAGCGGGUUACCUAUGUUGCUGCAAUGUUUUCCAUUUUGUUUAUUUUCUCGCAGCCUUGCUUGCGAAGCAUUGUGUCGAAACAAGUCGGUGUGAGUGAGCAGGGUAAGGCUCAAGGAUGCAUUUCAGGCAUAUCUUCCUUUGCCAAUGUUGUUUCUCCAUUGGCAUUCUCCCCUUUAACAGCUUUGUUCCUCUCUGAAAAUGCUCCAUUUUAUUUCCCUGGAUUUAGCAUCAUGUGCGCUGGAUCUGCUGCGAUGAUAGCAUUUGUUCAGAGUAUGAUGAUAAGGGUGUCUCCUUUCGAAGCCAGCAGUAGCAGAAGCCGUGUGGAAGUCUAGUUCUUCUUCUGCUUCCACUGCUUACAUUUUUGUUGUUAAAUAUUCAAAAAUAGGAAAAAUGAGGGAUUAUUUGAUAGUUCCCAAGAAUAGUUUUUUUUUUUUUUCCUCAGCUGCUUUUGUAAAUAGCAUAUAAGCUUUAAUCGUUAUUUAUAAUUUUUUUAGAAGGGAAAACAAUGUCCAAUAAAAGUUUUCUGUAUAU
Momordica charantia (bitter melon) is the source of this 1525-nucleotide messenger RNA. Its product is annotated as Major facilitator superfamily protein. Gene Ontology annotation, biological process: transmembrane transport. The record is from RefSeq and is a predicted model, not a curated record. Gene Ontology annotation, molecular function: transmembrane transporter activity. Lineage: Eukaryota; Viridiplantae; Streptophyta; Magnoliopsida; Cucurbitales; Cucurbitaceae.